Cuculus canorus (common cuckoo) is the source of this 10113-nucleotide messenger RNA. It is a transcript of the gene SLC4A11, whose product is annotated as solute carrier family 4 member 11. Bases 135 to 2981 code for a protein of 948 amino acids. The transcript has 21 exons. The record is from RefSeq and is a predicted model, not a curated record. Gene Ontology annotation, molecular function: solute:inorganic anion antiporter activity. Gene Ontology annotation, biological process: monoatomic ion homeostasis; monoatomic anion transport; transmembrane transport. Gene Ontology annotation, cellular component: plasma membrane; basolateral plasma membrane. Lineage: Eukaryota; Metazoa; Chordata; Aves; Cuculiformes; Cuculidae.
AGGCUGGAGACGCAGCCUUUCCAGUGUGCUCUGCUGGGCUGUGACAGCAGCAGCGGAGCUGCUUGAGCAGCUCUUUUUUUUGCGACAAUUCCUCUCCAAAAAGGAACUUCUUGGGCAGAAGGCUCUAAGACUGCAUGUCCCAACAGUAUCCACUGAAGGAGGUGAAGGGAGACACGGUUUGCUUCGUACCUGGCUCUCCUAUCUUCUCCGUCCUAAUGGAGCCAGCUUCUUUUUGCUACCCCCGGCUCACCUUUCUCCGCUCACCCUAUGGCCAGUUUGGGGCAAGCGCUGGCUCUUCACAGGAUUUGGCCCCAUGGCCUCAACGUUUGGUGACGCAGAGGUGGACCGGGCCGGUGGACGAGUCUCCACCAGCAGCGAUGUCAAGAAAUGGAUACUUCUUUGAAGAGAGUGGGUACCUCAAGUGCGACACGGAUGAUGGCUGUGAGACCAAGGAGGAGACGGGGGGUGAGGAGCUCUUUGACGCGGUGAACUCCUCCAUCGUCUCAGGAGACAGCAUCCGCUUCUUCGUCAAUGUCAACCUGGAGGUGCCACCAAACGCCACUGCUGAAAAUGAAAGUGCCGGCUGCGUGUUACUGCACACAUCAAGGAAGUACCUGAAAUUAAAGAAUUUUGAGGAGGAAGUCAGAGCCCACAGAGACCUGGAUGGGUUCUUGGCCAGAGCCAGCAUCAUCCUUGAUGAAACGGCCACCUCCUUGGACGAUGUUCUUCGAGAGAUGCUGAAACACUUUGCUGAGGAUCCUGAGAACAUGGAGCCAAGCUGCAACUUUGAAAAAAUCAUGAGCACUUUAUUCACAGAUUCAGGGACCCCCCGAGAAGGGAAUGGCACCCAUGAUGUUUCAGAGUCAACAGGAAUGAAUAAACAAACAUGUACACCGCACCUCAAAUUUCACCUCUUAUCAGAUACAAUUCAAGGGGUCACAGCGACAGUCACAGGGGUGCAGUAUCAGCAGUCCUGGCUCUGUAUCAUUUGCACUAUAAAGUCCCUUCAGCGACGUCAUGUUUGCAUCAGCCGCCUGGAGAGGCCUCAGAAUUGGGGUGAAAACUCCUGUGAAGUGAGAUUUGUGAUAUUAGUCCUGGCUCCUCCUAAAAUGAAAAGUACUAAAACAGCCACAGAAGUGGGCAGGACCUUUGCCACGAUGUUUUCAGACAUAACCUUUCGGCAGAAACUCCUAGAAACCAAAACAGAAGAGGAGUUCAAGGAAGCCUUAGUCCACCAGCGCCACUUGUUGACGGUGGUGAAUCAGAGACCUUCAGCAAUGAGCGAUGGGCACAAGUCACAUGGUCCUAAACCACUCAAGUUGCAUGAAUUUCUCAAUGUUGGCAAGGGGAUUUCUGAUGACAUUGCACGAAGAUUUCCAGUGUACGCUUUGGACUUCACUGACGGUGUUAUUGGAAAUAACAAAGCUAUAGGAAAAUACAUCACGACUAUGAUUUUUCUGUAUUUCGCCUGCCUUCUGCCAUCUAUUGCGUUUGGGUCACUCAAUGAUGAAAAUACCCGAGGAGCUAUUGAUGUGCAGAAGACUAUUGUUGGCCAGUGUAUUGGAGGACUGCUUUAUGCGCUCUUCUCGGGGCAGCCUCUAGUUGUGCUCCUAACUACGGCUCCUUUAGCGCUCUACAUUAAUGUCAUCCGAGGAAUCUGUGAUGACUACAACUUGGAUUUCAGUGCUUUCUAUGCCUGGAUUGGACUGUGGAACAGCUUUUUCCUUGUGAUGUAUUCCCUCUUUAAUUUCAGUCUUCUGAUGAAGCUCUUUAAAAGGUCAACAGAAGAAAUAAUUGCACUUUUUAUAUCCAUCACAUUUGUGCUUGAUGCCUUCAAAGGCAUUAUUAAAGUUUUUAAGAAAUAUUACUACCAUGGGCGCACAGGAGACAGUUACUUGGAAAAAGCACGAGCUGAUGCUAUUCCAAGCCUCGGCAUCAAUACCACCUUCUUGAUGAAUUCAUCAGUGAGCAGAUCCAUGUCCCUAGAGAAUCAAACAGGCACGCAUGAUGUGCAUUAUGGACGUGAAACUGCCGUCCUUAGUCUCAUGUUGAUGUUGGGUACCCUUUGGCUUGGUCAUACGCUCUAUCAGUUUAAGAAAAGCCCGUAUUUGCAUGCGAGAGUACGUGAAAUUUUGUCUGACUGUGCCUUACCGAUUUCAGUUCUGACUUUCUCUGUGGUGGGUUCCUAUAUCUUCAAGGAAAUUGAAAUGUCCAAAUUUAACUAUAACCCAUCUGAGAGCUUGUUUGUGCUGGCCCCAGUCCAGUCCCUCUCCAUCGGGUCGGUGAUGAGUGCCAUGGGGCUGGGGUUCCUCCUAUCAAUGCUUUUCUUCAUAGAGCAGAACAUCGUGGCAUCGCUCACGAACGCCCCGGAGAACAGGUUGGUGAAGGGAACAGCUUAUCACUGGGACCUCCUGCUCGUUGCGCUGAUUAACACGGGACUGUCAGUCUUUGGCCUCCCGUGGAUCCAUGCUGCCUUCCCUCACUCUCCAAUGCACGUCCGUGCCCUGGCCUAUGUGGAGGAGAGGGUUGAAAAUGGACACAUCUAUGAGACGAUUGUGAGUGUGAAGGAGACCCGGCUGACAAGUCUAGUAGCAAACUUUUUGGUUGGCCUCUCUCUCCUGCUCCUUCCUUUCCCUCUCCAGUGGAUCCCAAAGCCAGUCCUCUACGGCCUCUUCCUCUACAUCGCGUUGACCUCCAUUGAUGGGAACCAGCUUUUUGAAAGGGUGGCUCUGCUGCUCAAAGAACAGACUGCUUAUCCUCCAACACAUUACAUCCGCAGAGUGCCCCAGAGGAAGAUCCACUAUUUCACAGGCUUGCAGGUCCUGCAGCUCCUCAUCCUCUGUGGUUUCGGCAUGUCACCGUUGCCCUACAUGAAGAUGAUCUUCCCACUCAUCAUGAUAGGGAUGAUCCCAAUCAGGUAUAACCUGCUCCCUAGGAUCAUCGAAGCCAAGUACUUGGAUGCUAUGGAUGCAGAGCAUUAAACAUGGUCCUCUGCACACGGAGCAGUGAGCACAGCUCUUUUGGAGUUGAAAGGCGGCUCUGUCGAGGCGUAGAACAAUCUAUCUGCAGUUCUUUCUUUCACCACUUUCUUUCUGCUCUAAUAUGGCGUUGGUAAUGCACACAUAUCAAAGACCAAUUGAGUGUUGAAGAGUCAGACGACAGCCUUGGACUUGGGAGGCCGGUGUUCUUUGGAGCUGUAAGGCAAGCAGGCUUUAUGGAAAUGCUACUUCCCACAUCCGAAAACUAGAAACCCUAACGAUCAACAUGUCCAAUGCAGUUGGAGCAUGCGUUCUCAGAGUUGUCAUGUGUUCCUUUGUUUGUGGGGUGGGAAAAACCUUUUUUUCUUCUGCACCAUGUUCCUUUCUUCCAAAACACUACAAGGACAGCAACCGACCCUUCUUUUACAGAUUGACAGUCCUGCUCUCUGGCCUUUGAAUUCCAUUUCCCUUGCAUCCAGUAUUCCAAAAUUGGUAUUCCCAGUGGGGUGGCCUCAUGCUAAACCACUGAUUUCAGGAGAGAUGUCUGGCCACCUCUUCAGAUUAGUGGGGCUGGGAACAGAUAUGAUUUGUACUGAUCUAAUCCACAGCUUGGGAUGAAUAUUGAAUUCCUAGAAAUGAGCUGGAAAUGUUCAGAGGUUGGGCUUGCGUGAUGGUGUUGAUGAAACUGCAUCUGCAUCUAAACUAGUUGGGAGUUAUUUUGGAUCUUUCUACCUUUAUUUCGUGGUAAACACACACAGAAGUGUAGCUUUGCACAACUGCAACACUCUUGCACCCAGACUGAGAUGCUGAAACUUGUCAAAGGGCGGUUGUGUUAAUGAUUGCAUAUACAUAUGUACAGUAGUGCCUAUGUGUACAUAUGUACAUAUGGAUUUGUGUAUAUAUUUUGCAUAGAUAUACAUAUAGGCCUGAUUCUUUCAAAAUAUCAAAAGUGUUUUGUGCAGUCAGUGUUACCCGUGAUGUCUCAACCAUGCACUUGUUCUCUGCUUCAGUGCUGCUUUUUCUCAUUUGAGAGAUGGGUCACUUUUUUACUUUGGAAGCUGCUCAGUUACUGGUUCUGUUCAUGUGUUGUUUUAUUCCAGAUGUCCUUUCGCUUUCUUCUUCCCAUGGCUUGAGACCUUCAUCAUUCUGUCUUGCUGCUCCAAUGUGUGAAUUUUGCAUUUAAUGUACAAUAUGCAAUGAAAGUUUUUCUUUUUCGCUGGAUUUGUUGGUCAUUUCAUUGUUUGUUUUUUGUAGCUGAUCUCCAGUUUUCCCCACUCCCAGACAUUAUAUUAUAUUUCUGGAUGAAUCUAACUUCUGCUGUCUUUUAUAUAUCAGUUUAUUUAAUUUUGCUUGUGCUAUGGUCAGUUUUCUUACUUGGAGUACUGUGAAAGAAGCUGCCCUUUGGUUCAGUGCUUGCCCUUUGCCGCACACACCAAAUCACUGGUAAAGUAUUAAGAAAAAUGUGGACCUCCAAAGAUAAUGAACUUUCAGAACAGCAGAAACGAGGGAAGAAGGGUAAUAUAAAAUGAAAUGCAAAGGUAAUAUUAGCGCAGAGAAGUGUUUCUUACCAAUUGCUUUUAAAUGGUGCAGAGUCUUUAUCAGCACAUGACCUACUGAUUGGGUGUUCCUCUGCAUGAUGAGGAAGACCAACUCUAAUGAGGGAGGAAGGCAUUGAGUUUAAAAGCUCCUGUGCUGAAACUAAGCCAAACACAGCAAAUUUUCAGUGGCUUGUAUUUGCACUAAAUAUCAGAUGGUAUUUCAUCUUAGUGUAGUUGCCUACAGCUUUAAAACAUGUAUGAAAAGCUGAAUUUUUAUUUUCUUAUGAAACCCUUCAUCUUUGUAUUGAUGGAGGAGGGAAAACUGUAAGAGUGUUCUUAAGAACGUGGCCAUGGCUGAUAUCUCCCAGACCAAUCACAAGGGAAUUGCCCUCAGCUUAGCAAGCAAAACAGCUUUGCGUGACCUUGAAAGCAUGACUUUCACGUUACAUCAACCAACUGUUGUGGAACUGCUGGAAAGGCUCAGGCUCAGGAUGCCACCCCUGUACAUCAAAGGAGGUAAUGCCAGACACUUGGCUUUCAAUCAGUCUUGGAGGCAGCAGAUGACUUAUGCCAUGUCUGGUAUGUGGUGUGACAGCAGGUAUAAAUCCAUGAGUGGUUUCUGACUACCUUCAUCAAUGUUUUCUAGCUUUUGAGUCAUUUCCACGGUGAGAUCAGUAAUAACUGUUACCAAGGUCUACGUGUAGAAACACAGCAAACAGUUGGCAAACAGGAUUUCAGGGCAGUGCAAAGGUGGAGGUGGUAAAAGUAUGUCUGAUCUUCAGUCAACAGAAAAAAAAAGCAGGUGACGGCAAACAGUUCAAUACCUGUUGUAAGACAGGGAGUGCAAAGGCCUGAUGAUGCUUAAAUAACAUGCUUUUCCCACGGAUGUCAAAAGAUUUAACCGAAGGUGGAAUGAAAAGCAUCAUCCUGUGGCUGAGUAAGCUGUUAAACGCACAUAUCCUGGGGUUGCAUUUCUGGUGCCUCAGCACUUGGCAGGAAGAAGUCGCCCUGUGGGAUGAUUUAAAUCAUAUUAUGGAUGCUGUGCCUGAAAGAAGGAGAGGAUGUGCCCAAAGGAAUGUGGCUCUGGACCGCUUUCUGGUUCGCUUUGAGGUGAUCUUUCCUCCAGCAUAGAGCAUAGUGGGGUGAACUGGUUUGCAGGUCUUGCUAGAGGAAAUAGUUUUGAGAUGUACCCUCUAUCCCCUCAACUUAAAAGGAUCAAAAAUAUCCCCAUUUGAAGCUUCUUUGAAACCAUUGAUUUCAGAUAGUGUCAAAUGUUGCUAACUGAGGUUAUUUAAAAUCCAGAUAACUGGAGGUCUAAAUAUCCAUGACAACUCUUGUUUCUGUCUUAUUGCUAUUGCUUUACCAGCAUCACUUCAGUGUUUCCAUUUCCCUUGUAGCAUCAAUAGGAUUGUGUUUUGCAGGGCUUUCUUUUGGCAGAAGUCAAGGGCCAAAGAAUCAGCUGAUGGGAAAUCAGCACAACUCGGGAGAAGAAGUUGUGCUGGCUUAGAUUGGUUGAACAUUUGGACCCAUGUGUCAAUGUAUGGGUAGAGAGGAGAUGUGAGACUCGAGGUCUCUUGUCUUAUAAGGGGUUGUAAAGUUCCUGCAGAGGAUUUUUUUUCAUACAAAAAAACCCUUUUCUCUUCUUGUUUGCUUCUGGUUUUGCUGACUUAAGUGCAGGCGUUUCCAGGAAGUAGCCUGACUAGGGAAGGAGAGUUUGUUCAGAGUUGAUCGAGCACUUUAAUACUUCUGUGAAGGUUAAGACAAUUAGAAUGUAAAAAGUUUUACUGUAAGCUCUUUGUAUACGCACAAUGCUAUGUAUAACUGUUGCCAAAGAACUGGGUUUGAAAGACGUGGAUAGGUAUUAAGAGAGUCUAAUGUUCACCUGGAACCCCAAGGUAGUUAAAAGCUUCUGAAAGGAAUGGAUUUUGGAAGUUACCUUUUGACAGCUGCCAAGAUGAUCAGAAACUGGGGGUAGAAUUAACUUCUACUCUGACUUGUAGUUUUUGAUCCUUACAUUGAAUGUAGGAGCUGGAAGUUAGCUUGACAAUUAAAAUUGGAUUUAUACCAGAAUACUCUUGUUGGUCUGAGACUUAUUUUGUUGCCUUCACAAAAUACUGUUGGCAUGCUAUGUAUGGAAAUAGAUGUGGUUUUCCGUGUAAAUGAAGGAUAGUUAGUGAAAACAUGGACUGCUGAAUGGGCAGCAUGGCACUUUCUAGAUUGCUUAGGAAGCGAAUAUGACAGCUUCACUAGCAUCAAUCUCCAAAUUCUCUGGCGUCAACAUUUGAAGCUAUUAAUAAAUGUCGAGCUCUACUUGGAUAUGCAUCAGCGCUUUACUGCGAAAGGAUGGGGAAUGGAGUAAAUGAAUUCAACUGGUUUGCUUCAGUGCUGCCAUCUGAAAUGCUUCAAGAUGAGCCCAACAACUGUGGAAUGUGAUACAUGCUUCUUCAUGACCUGUGUGAACUGGGAUGCUCCAAAACCAAGUAUGGCAGAUAGUCACUUUUGCAUAUGUUGGAGGUCAAACAAGUCUCCCCAGAGGGUCCCAUACCCCCAACUGUACCAAAGGACUGAAACUGUUUGUAAACCUCUGCAUAUCGUAGCUGGCUGCUUUAGAAACUGCUGCUGUACUGUCUUCUAUUGACACUCUUUGAAGAAACAUGAAGUUGGCCAAAGCUGGAUGUAGCUGGAAAACACGUGGAGGUGGGAGGGAAGAGGUUUUUUGCGGAGUUCUCAGCAAUAAAAGGGGACCCAAGGCAUGCCGUGUCACCAGAAACACCUUAUGACUUUCCAAUCUGUACGACUAAGCGUGUCUCUACCCUAUCUAUCGGCACUUUGGUGUUACUCCUUGGGCAAGCUUUUCUUGUUCAUUGUGCUGUAUGCCCUUAUUUGUGUUUCUUCUACCCACUUGGAAGGUUGAGGGGCAGAACCAUGGUUGGCUCAAGCUCAUCUUGUGUGUCAGUCCCCCCAUAAAUUUCAGUGCAAGCCAUUUUCUCUGUCGUGUCCUGACCCAGCUCUCCUCUUCCUCAGCCCUUCUCUGAAAGUUGGCUGUGCCGUCCUCACUAUGGAAAUGCUGCCCGAGUGUCAAGUGGGUAUUUUCCUCCAGACAACUCAAGCCUGUGGCUGAGCAGCAGUGUGGCAGCGCCUGCUCCCAUGGGGCUCACUUUGCCAUAAUAAGUAAUUAUGAAGGAUUCGUAAUUGUCCUACAUUUGCACUGUCUUCUACAUCUCUUUAGAUGAUUACUUUAUGGCACAGUGUUCCAGUUGGGCUGUUUUUUCAUCUGUCAAGCUUCCAAACCAACCUAAAUAGACAUAAUGGGAUGGGUUUGCCCCAUUUUCCAUCUGUGCUGAGGCCUGUGGAUGUUUGAGGAGAAUAGUCUACUCUAAUUGUUUUCAUAUCUAAUUAAGGCAUUUAAGUACCAAACCCUGUCCAUUACACUUCUGGCUGCAGAUCUGGUUGCAAAGAGCAAAACCAUCGAUGUUAUGUGAAGAGCAGACAGACAAAGGAGUUGCUGGUGUUACAUGCUUUAGAAAUACAAAUUAGCACUUUGCUCUUAGCUUUUGUCUUUUCCUUUCAGGCGCUAAGACAAUCCUUGGCUGUGUCUCUUUCCCUUAUAGAAAACUCUGCAUGAGUUUGGAUCACUUGGCACUGUUCUGCUGUCGCAUUAAAUAUUAAGAGCAUGUCCUGGGGGAGAUUCUGCCUUCUGCUCCCCAUCUGCAUCUCUGCCACAAAGAGCUGCUUUCUUGGAGAGCUGAGGUCUGCUCUUUGAGCAGAUGAAGGGAUGCAUGCAGUGUCUCGGUCAUCUCUGUGAUAAAUUCUUGCAAAAACUAUCAGUAGCCCUUAUUUAGCCACAGGUGGGAGUCUCAAAGAUGAACAAAGUGGCAGAGUUGGAAGAAAUAGUUUACAAUUAAAUUCUCUCUCUCUUGACCUGAGCUAUGGUGGCUUUUUUUUUUGCACUUAGCAUUGGAAAAAAAAAAUACUAAAAGCCUCUGGCAGUAAAGUAUUUGUUGUGUGACCAGGGUUUUGCAGAAAAUUUAAUAUGCAGAAAAUCAGCCUAUUAAAUUCAACAGCUGGAAUAUCAGUUUCAGCACUUGGGAGACUUGCUGAAGCGCUGAGAUCAGCUCUUGCAAUGCCCAUCAGCAAUGAUGGAUGUCUCGGUAUGCUUUUUCUAGGCAUCAAAUUUAGAUAAGUUUCACAUGAUUGGAUGACUUACAUGGCUUCUGCGAGUGUCCAUGCAAGCAGUGUGGGUAAUGUAGCCACACUGGUCUCCCAGAUGUGGCUGGAGCAGAAGACAUAGCCCUUGGUGCUGGUGAGAGAUGGCAUCUCCAGUGUUGCAGGUGAUCUCUUUUCAGGUGGCAGUUGGUUGAUGUCUGAAGGAUGUGACUGAGCUCAUGCAGUGAACUAUCUGCCUUAAAAGCUGUGUUAUCCACCUUUCUGUUAUUUAAACCCUCUGUCUAUAGCAGCGUGUAUUUCUGAACUUCCCGAACUUGGGACCGGUGCCACCAAUUUCAAACUGCAUCCCCAGCAGAGUCCCAGCCUGCGUAAAUACUUUUAAGUGAUUCACAUCUUUUGGGCUUCCCUUGCUUUGCCCAAGUGUUGGCAUCUACCUCCCAAGCUUUCUGAUGCCAAAGUCUAAUUAGGAGCCCUGUUUUAAGUGCCCACGUCUGGAAGCUAUAUCCACUAGGAUGUGCAUUGGAUGUGUCCAUCCCUGGCAGGCUCUGGGCUGUGAUCUGAAGUGUCCGGUAAAUCUAAGUGGAUCUAUUCCCAUGGGUGAAAGCGUGAUUCGGCUGCAAAGCAUGGCAGCCCCGCUGGAAAGUGAGAAGCUUAUUGCAUUGCUGGCCCUUUGAGGAUUUAGCUUCUUAUGUUUGGCAGAGCUGCUCUGAUUUCAUCAGUAAGGUGGCUUAGUGCUCUGUUAUUUUCAGAAGUGUUUAGCCCUCUGUUCUUCCUCUCCUCUUUACUGCUGUGAAGUUGUACCUCGUUCCCACAGGGAUGUUGAUACCCCACAAAACAAGAAUGCUUUUAUUGAAGUCCAGCAGUUCAGCUGCUAAGAAACCUACCUUACUUCUCCAAAGUAGAUGCUUCUGAACCUUAGUGUGAAUGAAACUCCCUUCUCCCUGGUCCAACCUGAGAAAGGGGCUCUAUCUUAAAUGCACUCUUAUUUCCCCUCUUGUUUUCCUUGGAGGGAGUGUAAAUGCAAGAUAAGGUCUGAGGAGAGUGACAUCAACAGGAGAAUCCUUCCUGAGGCAGAACCAGCUCAUCUCACAUCUUGCAUCUCAUUUCCAUGCAGACCCUCUUGGCUGGGGCAGUUUACAGCAUGCCAGAAGAUGACCAGCAGUGGGAUUGUUUUCCAGCGUAUCACAUGACGUGUAACUGGUUAAAUAUCUUUGUACUGGGUUCCAUCGCAGAUUGCCAGGGAACUGUUUUAAGUGAGGGAAAGCACAUGUUCCUGUUUAGGGAGAUAUGGCCCGUAGAUAUUGCACUUGCUAAAUAUGCUCUUCAAGCGCAUGCCUCUAUCUAGUGUUGAUUUUAUGGUGAAUGAUUUCUUUUGAUAAGAGUUGCUUGGGACAUGGCACGGGGGGAGGGAGAGGGAAUUCCUUUAUUGU